CAAUAUUGAAAACGAAAUUUCAUUUGAUAUCUUAUACAAAAAAGGCAAUUCAGGCAUUCAAUCGCGCUUAAAAAACCAUGUCCAAUUUCGUUUUUCCUGAAGAGUUAUCAUAUUUUAUAGAAAGCAUUCGCCCAUUUCAAAUGAUCGAUAUAGGCAGCUCAAAAUGGCUGGACGUUCAUGAAAUGAUUAUAAAACUUAGCCAACAAGCUAUUCUCGAAGCAGCUGAACAUCGCGAAGAAGAAGUCAAAGAAUUUCUUAUUUCGCGUGACAAGUUGAAGGUGCUUAUACACGAAGCUUAUGGCAUUUUCCUAUGGAAGACGCGUGUGCUGCCACAUUUGCUUGAAAUUGAUCCCAAUCCGCAAGCCACUUUCCUCAUAUAUACCGUACUUUUUCACGAAGCUGCAGUUAUUUCCUUACUCGACACUUCACUAUUCCAUGUUAGCGCAUGUGAAGCAUUGCAGGAUGCAGCUAUUGAUUUGGUUGACUACUGUGCUUUAGCCGUUGCACAAGUCAUCGGUUUAGUUAGCAUGGGUUAUCAUGAAAACCAAACGAGAGUAGAUGUAGACGAAGCUGUAUUAUCGGAAUUGGAACGUCAAAAACGCGAUUUAAUUUAUAAGAUUGGUAUGCGUUGCAUUUCGAUUUUAUGCUAUUUGGCCGAACAUGCUGAUGCAAUACCGUUGAGUGCCUCACGACGCAUGGUAGUGACACAUGAUGUACCUUGGUUAAUGGCAGACUUGCUUCAAUUUAGACCUUGGCAGCGGCGCACCAACAAAGGCAUACAACGAUUUAUUGAUGAAAAGUGGAUAUUGGUGCAGGGUGAUGACAUAUCUAAAGUAGCUAACCAAGAAGCCCAAGCCUGGUUCUGCUUGAGACAAUUACUCUUUAAUAAACCAUUGAUGACAUCGUAUGAACUUAACGAAGAGCGUCGAAAACACUUAUCAAAGUGCCAAGGUCUGUUACAGGAAACAAUACUCGAUCAGCUUCCUCCAUUAGUUGAAUUGAAACAGUACCUUUGCAAUUUAGGUGUCACUGGUAGCACCAAUGUGUACAAGACACCUAAAUCUAAUUUGGUGCUGGAAGAAUUACCAGAGAUUCGAGAGAAUCUUAUUGCUGAAGCUGAACGGAUUGGCGGUUUUCCAGUUGUAGCACAGAAGCAGGAAGAAAUAUUUCUGUGCACUGAUAAAGAUAAAAUAUUUGAAACUGCUAAACGUUUAAAUAUGGCAUAUAACACAGAUUUGCUCGCCGAGCUGGAAGAAAAAACUGCAGAACCUGGGCGAGCCAGCAAUACCGUCGAAAAUAGUAAAGAUCCCAUUAAAAAAUGUGGCAAAUGUGCCAGCGAUGCAGAAAAGAAGUGCGGAAUCUGCAAAACCACUUAUUACUGUUCAAGGAAAUGCCAGGUCGACGACUGGUCGAAACACAAAGUCAGCUGUAUUAAAAUUUAGAGCACACCGCGCCACAUUUAAUGUCCACUCCACAG
Molecule: messenger RNA, 1477 nt
Organism: Anastrepha obliqua
Lineage: Eukaryota; Metazoa; Arthropoda; Insecta; Diptera; Tephritidae
Gene: Zmynd10
Product: zinc finger MYND domain-containing protein 10 homolog
Exons: 6
Coding region: 78-1442 (454 amino acids)
Biological process (GO): inner dynein arm assembly; outer dynein arm assembly; motile cilium assembly
Cellular component (GO): cytoplasm; centriolar satellite
Source: RefSeq, a predicted model, not a curated record